This is a messenger RNA of Arabidopsis thaliana (thale cress), 330 nucleotides long. Its product is annotated as DNA-binding storekeeper protein transcriptional regulator-like protein. Lineage: Eukaryota; Viridiplantae; Streptophyta; Magnoliopsida; Brassicales; Brassicaceae. Bases 1 to 330 code for a protein of 109 amino acids. The transcript is spliced from 2 exons. The record is from RefSeq and is marked reviewed.
AUGGUGAAGAAUAAGCAAUCGCAGCCUUUGGUUACUCCAUCGAAUUCGCAUCUCUGGCGAAGAAGCCGUUGGAAGUCGUCGCAUCAACUUCGAAGAAUCAACGAAAACAGUGAUUGGUUCGAGAGGUCGUUUGUUGGUGGUGCGUUUAAGGAAUUGGAUUUGGGGGUUGAUGAAGAGACAUGGAAGAAGAAUUGGAGGUUGGUACCGAUGAAGAAGAGGAAGAGGAUAGAAGAAAAGGUGAAGUCCGUGCAAGCUGAUGAGCUCAAAACGAUGUGGGAGAAGAUUGACGUUGUGCAUGAAGCGAGAUCUUUGAUGGCUAAAUAUGUUUAG